CGGACCACAGCAUAACCGACCCCACCUCUUCAAUCAAAGAAACUAACUCGCGAGAGUAGCGCGUGAACUUAACCAAAAAAAGAAAGAUGGAAGUGAAAGAAGGUGAAGAUGGUGCAUGAUGAUGAUGGAUAAGACCAGACAUUCAGGUGCUGCUGCUGCAUCUUUCUUCUUCUUAUUGUUUGUACGCUAAAUUCAUCCCACUACUCCUUCUUGCCCCCUCCAUUUCCGCUCAUCUUUUCAAAUUUAUUACCACCUCACCUCCUAUCACAAUCAUAUGCGCCACUAUCAACUACCAUGGAACACAUCUACGGAUUGAUAAACCAUGAGCAAGUUCAAGUUGCAGGUGCAGGUGCAGAUGGAGGAGAGAACUAUCGCCCUGCGUAUGAUGAUCCGUCACCGGAUUUUCGCCGUAAACGACCGAUUCCGAUUCCAAUUCCGCCUGUUUUUGUUUCCGGUUCUAGUAUUCAAACCAGUAGUAGUAAUUAUAAUAAUAACAGCAAUGGAUUAGGUGAGGAAACCGAAGAAUUUUCAAGUGCUAAUCGCGCAAAAAUUGUUUCGCAUCCGCUGUACCCUAGGUUACUCCAAGCUUACAUCGCUUGUCAGAAGGUUGGAGCUCCAGCAGAUGUAGCGAAUUUGUUUGAUGAAAUUUUCAGAGAUAACGAUUUCUGCAGCAGUUCUAGCGCGUGUUCUUGUUUGGGAGACGAUCCAGAGCUUGAUGAAUUUAUGGAAACAUACUGCGAUUUGCUGGAUAAGUACAGAUCGGAUCUCGCUAGACCGUUCGAUGAAGCGACGACGUUUCUGAACAAUAUGCAAACUCAACUUUCGAACUUAUGCAAAGGAGGUUCUAUAACCUACAACACAGAUGAAAGUGUAGACGAAGAUGAAAGUAGUAGAGGGGAAGCAGAAGUGCGCGGAUCCAACUGGACAACGAAUGAAGACCGAGCUCUCAAGGACAAACUUCUACGAAAAUACAGUAAAUAUAUCAGUUCUCUGAAGCAUGAAUUUUCAAACAAGAAGAAGAAAGGAAAACUACCAAAAGAAGCAAGACAAGUACUGCUUGACUGGUGGAACAUUCACUACAGAUGGCCUUAUCCAACUGAAGCAGACAAAAUCGCGCUAGCAGAAUCAACCGGGUUGGACCAAAAACAGAUAAAUAAUUGGUUCAUAAAUCAAAGGAAACGUCACUGGAAACCAUCGGAAAACAUGCAGUUUGCGGUGAUGGAUAAUCUGUGUGGCCCGUUUCUUGUCAACAACUGAUUGAGGUUCCGAAACCGGAUCUCGAACAAGGUGAUUUUUUUUUGUUUUGAAGGGCGUAAUGAGUGUGGAAUCCAAGUUACGCCACAACCGAGCGAGAUAAUGUAAUCAAUAACAAAGAUAUUCAAUGUUUAACGAUCGUGUAUUGAUUUCGACAGAGUUUCGGUAUCGAUUACAAAUAAUUAAGCACUCUGAUACUCUCUCUCUA
Messenger RNA from Helianthus annuus (common sunflower), 1462 nucleotides. Its product is annotated as homeobox protein knotted-1-like 2. Gene Ontology annotation, biological process: regulation of DNA-templated transcription. The record is from RefSeq and is a predicted model, not a curated record. Gene Ontology annotation, cellular component: nucleus. Gene Ontology annotation, molecular function: DNA-binding transcription factor activity, RNA polymerase II-specific; DNA binding. The transcript has 6 exons. NCBI's taxonomy places the organism in Eukaryota, Viridiplantae, Streptophyta, Magnoliopsida, Asterales, Asteraceae. The coding region runs from base 295 to 1257 and encodes 320 amino acids.